Zingiber officinale is the source of this 661-nucleotide messenger RNA. RefSeq names its product 60S ribosomal protein L27a-3-like. The record is from RefSeq and is a predicted model, not a curated record. Gene Ontology annotation, biological process: translation. Gene Ontology annotation, molecular function: structural constituent of ribosome. The transcript has a single exon. Gene Ontology annotation, cellular component: cytosolic large ribosomal subunit; ribosome. The coding region runs from base 47 to 490 and encodes 147 amino acids. Lineage: Eukaryota; Viridiplantae; Streptophyta; Magnoliopsida; Zingiberales; Zingiberaceae.
UCAUCUCGCCUCACCCCAUUCGAAACCCUAGCAGCAGCCGACGACGAUGACGACUCGCUUGAAGAAGAACCGAAAGAAGCGGGGCCACGUGAGCGCCGGCCACGGCCGCAUUGGGAAGCACCGGAAGCAUCCGGGAGGCCGCGGGAACGCCGGAGGCAUGCACCACCACCGUAUCCUCUUCGACAAGUACCACCCGGGGUAUUUCGGCAAGGUCGGCAUGCGCUACUUCCAUCGCCUCCGCAACAAGUUCCACUGCCCCACCGUCAACGUCGACACCCUCUGGUCGCUCGUCCCCGAGGACGUCAAGGACGCCACCGCCAAGGGCGCCUCCGCGCCGCUGAUCGACGUCACCCAGUUCGGGUACUUCAAGGUGCUCGGUAAGGGGUGGCUUCCCCAGUCCCGCCCCAUCGUCGUGAAGGCCAAGCUCGUGUCUAAGAUCGCCGAGAAGAAGAUCAAGGCUGCCGGCGGGGCAGUCGUGCUCACUGCCUGAUUAGGCGACAGUUAGUUUGGAAUCGUAAGUAACUAUUUGAUAUUUUGCUAGCAUUUUGCAAUCUUAUUUUGAUCUGGAACCAAACUAUGGAAAAUCCUUAUACUGGAUUUGAGACUGGUUAUUUAUGCAAAAUUUACUUUUUUCCGAUCGCAAAAUUAAAUUUUUAUGAGA